CGCGUUCGGCUGCACACGCGCUCGGGGUCGCCUGGCGUGAGCGCCUGUUUUUCCAAUUGUAAAGUUGGUCUCGGCCUCCGGGUCUGGAAAUAGGCGAGGAGCCCGGCGUAUACACUCGCGCCCAGCUGUUGCUCGCGGGGGCGUUGUCCCCCGGGGCCAGAUGGCGACUGUGGACAGUCCCCUCUAUUUGCGCGCCUGCCCCGCGGCGAGCCCAGACCUUAAGCCUUAAGGGUAUAAAAGGCCUCAUGAGCUUAGACUUGAGCGGCGGAUGCCUUCGCGAAUAUCAGAAGGGUCUUCAGCCUGGAGGCACGCACGGGAAGGUGCUCGAGUUUUUGGGGCCCUAGGGCCUAUUGGGCCCUCUUCACCUGGGCUCUCUCUUGGGGGACUUGCAGUGAAUGAGCACCGGCUCGGCAACAAACUGCUGGCCUGGAGUGGCGUGCUGGAGUGGCAGGAGAAGCGUAGACCCUUCUCGGACUCCACAGCCAAGCUGAAGCGCACCCUGCCCUGCCAGGCCUACGUGAACCAGGGCGAGAACCUGGAGACGGACCAGUGGCCCCAGAAGCUGAUCAUGCAGCUCAUCCCACAGCAGCUGCUGGCCACGCUGGGCCCCCUCUUCCGAAACUCUCAGCUGGCCCAGUUCCACUUCACCAACAGAGACUGUGACUCGCUCAAGGGCCUCUGCCGCAUCAUGGGCAACGGCUUCGCAGGCUGCAUGCUCUUCCCCCACAUUUCUCCUUGCGAGGUGCGCGUGCUCAUGCUCCUGUACUCAUCCAAGAAGAAGAUCUUCAUGGGCCUCAUCCCCUACGACCAGAGUGGCUUUGUCAAUGCCAUACGGCAGGUCAUCACCACGCGCAAACAGGCCGUGGGCCCUGGAGGCGUGCACUCUGGACCUGUUCAGAUUGUCAACAACAAAUUCUUGGCAUGGAGUGGUGUCAUGGAAUGGCAGGAGCCCAGGCCUGAGCCCAAUAGCCGGUCCAAGAGGUGGCUGCCAUCCCACGUCUACGUGAACCAAGGGGAGAUCCUGAGGACAGACCAGUGGCCACGGAAGCUGUUCAUGCAGCUCAUCCCGCAGCAGCUGCUGACCACCCUGGUGCCGCUGUUCCGAAACUCGCGCCUGGUACAGUUUCAUUUCACCAAGGACAUGGACACUCUGAAGAGCCUGUGCCGCGUCAUGGACAAUGGCUUCGCGGGCUGUGUGCACUUCUCUUACAAGGCCUCCUGUGAGGUGCGCGUGCUCAUGCUCCUGUACUCCUCGGAGAAGAAGAUCUUCAUCGGCCUCAUCCCACACGACCAGAGCAACUUUGUCAAUGGCAUCCGUCGCGUCAUCGCCAACCAGCAGCAGGUCCUGCAGCGAAGCCUGGAGCAGGAGCAGCAGCAGCGAGGGAUGGGUGGCUAGUGGACUCCCCGGCUGGGUGGGCCACAGGCCCAGACGAGGCCCAGUGGAGAUUGGUGAGCAGCACGUUUUCCCAGGAAGCAGCAGGGAGGCCCUGGCUUUAGGGAAGCCACUGCAUGAGGCACUGCCUUCUGGGACGUGUGUCCCUGGCAAGGUAUGGGUGCCAGGGCCUAGGGGUGGGGUGCAGUCUCACGAGUAGAAGCCACCCCCUCCUACUGCCUCCCAGGUUAGAUGCUUCUGAGCAGGGGCUCCUGGGGACUGUACCUGCCCAGCAACCUGGAGGACAGCGUCCUGAGGUCUCCAAGGAUUGUCCUUGCCUCUGUAUGUUUCCCUAAUAAAGCCUUUUAACCCACA
This is a messenger RNA of Arvicola amphibius (Eurasian water vole), 1747 nucleotides long. RefSeq names its product PTOV1 extended AT-hook containing adaptor protein (gene Ptov1). Gene Ontology annotation, biological process: positive regulation of transcription by RNA polymerase II. The transcript is spliced from 12 exons. The record is from RefSeq and is a predicted model, not a curated record. Gene Ontology annotation, cellular component: transcription regulator complex. The coding region runs from base 269 to 1396 and encodes 375 amino acids. Lineage: Eukaryota; Metazoa; Chordata; Mammalia; Rodentia; Cricetidae.